This is a messenger RNA of Cephus cinctus (wheat stem sawfly), 1242 nucleotides long. Its product is annotated as polyamine-modulated factor 1. Gene Ontology annotation, cellular component: MIS12/MIND type complex. The transcript has 3 exons. NCBI's taxonomy places the organism in Eukaryota, Metazoa, Arthropoda, Insecta, Hymenoptera, Cephidae. Bases 150 to 719 code for a protein of 189 amino acids. The record is from RefSeq and is a predicted model, not a curated record.
UGAUGGCGCUGCAGUAGCAGAUCCGCGCGGAGACCGUUACGGCAUGCUUUUGUUGACAACAAAGGAUUUUAAGCCGGCGACAUUUCAGCACAUCGAGAAGAAGGCGUACGGCGUCCGACCAGUUGUUUAGAACAGAUUGAAGGACUAGGAUGUCGUCAGGAAGUAACAAAGGAAAUCUGAAGAGCGCCAUAACAUUCCGUGCAGUUCUGUCCAACUGUUUUCAACACAUAGCGAAAUCCGUAAGCGAGGACACUUUUAUUGAGAAUUUUAGUAUUUUCAAAGAGAAAGCAUUCAUAGCCCGGAAACUACAUAAGGCUCUUAUAACUGAUCUCCACAAAAGUAUGGAUGCUGUUCUCGAAGAAAUGCUAGAGGAUGGCAGCUUAGUCGAGGCACUGGCUAUGGCUUCAAGACUUUCCGAAAAAGCUAUUAUACCUGCAGGUGAAAGUGCAUGGAGGCCGCCAGGAAACAUAGAACAACACUUGCGGUCCCUGGACGCUGAGAUAAUCCAAGAGCAGAAUCAAAAAUUGGAAGAGUUGGUGAACAAAUUGGAGGCUGAGAAUGAAGUUCUAAUACAUCAAAUCACUGAAUCAAGGAAUAAAGUCCUUAUUAUUGACAAGCGGAUGAAUAACAUACUGACUGCAGCACCUGACGAUAUUCGACGCAUGCAGAAGGCAAUAGACCAAAUGGAGGACUAUAUUAACAAAUUGAAAAACGAAUGAUUCCUAUCAAGACGGGUGAUUUUCUGAAACAAAAUCGUCCGUGGCGUCAUAUCCUGUGCUGAGUAUCAUCGAAGGCUGUGUUCUCUUUUUUUUACUGGUUUAAUCAAACACGCGUGUUCCUUUCUGGGUUUGUGCUUUGUAAGGGUAGGUACUCUGGUUAAGUACUAGAAAAGUUUAUAUUUUUGACAAAGUUAAGUACUGGAUGAUAAAAUGGCCUUUUUUAAUUUAUCUAUCGAAGGGGGCAAAUGCCAGAAAAUAUGAUGAUCCUACAAACCAGUACUCCAUUGAGUACAUUGAAAUUAUCGUUAAGAAGUUACUGAUUUCCUGAGGAAAGAUUAGAAAUUAAACAUUAGUAUCUACCUUCUGAAGCUGCUCCAGUUUAGUAGCAGCAUCUUUGCGCUGUACUUCCAAAUUCUUGAGCUGGCUGCGCAGAUUCUUCAGCAAUAAUUUAUUCUCCUUGUACAACAGACAAAUUAGUUUAGAUAAUUUUUUGUGACAAUUAAUAAAAUGACUGCUAGAAGAU